AUGGUUCUACUGAAGAGAAUUUCAACGUCGAUUCAUCCUUAUGAGAUAGAAAUUGGACAGUUUUUCUCAUCUGAGCCAUUGGCCUCCGAUGCGCGAAAUCACUGUGUCCCCAUCUACGACGUUUUGCGUCUUCCUGACGAUGAAGACAUCGCCUUGCUAGUAAUGCCGUUAUUGCGCGGAUACAACGACCCUCGCAUACAGACUAUUGGUGAGGCGGUUGACUUCUUCAGGCAAAUAUUCGAGGGCUUGCAGUUCAUGCAUGAAAAUCAUGUCGCACAUCGAGACUGUAUGAACCUCAACAUUAUGAUGGAUCCAAAACCAUUGUAUCCGAAUAUGUUCCAUCCUCUUAUCCACUUCGCCACCCGCGACUACAUAGGAACAGCGAAACAUUACACUCGCACCGGAUGUCCGACGAAGUAUUACUUGAUCGAUUUUGGUCUAUCUCGUCGAUUCCAUCCCGAUGGUGGCCCUCCUCGGGAAUAUCCAAUCUUCGGAGGCGACAAAACUGUCCCCGAAUUUCACAAGUCAGAUGAGCCGUGUGACCCAUUUCCUACGGAUAUCUAUUACCUUGGCAAUCUGGUCAGGGAAGACUUUCUCCAACCGUUCCACGGUGUGGAUUUUAUGCUCUCGCUUGCCAGUGACAUGGUCCAAGACGAACCAGAAAGUCGUCCCACAAUUCACCAAGUUGUGUCGUGUUUCGAAGACAUUCACAAUAGCUUGGGCUAUUUGCAGCUUCGGUCGAGGCUAGUGGGAGUGAAUGAGCCUCUCAUAGUGCGCAUCUUUUUUGGCAUCAGACACUUCUUUAGAACGGUCGGUUAUGUCCUGACCUGUCGCUCUGCGAUCCCCUCCCGGUGA
Molecule: messenger RNA, 855 nt
Organism: Sparassis crispa
Lineage: Eukaryota; Fungi; Basidiomycota; Agaricomycetes; Polyporales; Sparassidaceae
Exons: 4
Coding region: 1-855 (284 amino acids)
Biological process (GO): protein phosphorylation
Molecular function (GO): ATP binding; protein kinase activity
Source: RefSeq, a predicted model, not a curated record